Molecule: messenger RNA, 1121 nt
Organism: Salpingoeca rosetta
Lineage: Eukaryota; Choanoflagellata; Craspedida; Salpingoecidae
Exons: 10
Coding region: 48-1040 (330 amino acids)
Biological process (GO): protein import into nucleus; positive regulation of TOR signaling; COPII-coated vesicle budding
Cellular component (GO): COPII vesicle coat; nuclear pore outer ring
Molecular function (GO): protein binding; structural molecule activity
Source: RefSeq, a predicted model, not a curated record
UCUACAACCGCUUUGUGUACGACGACAGAAGCACAACAGCUGACAAGAUGGUGGAGCCACUUCAAACCCUCGACACCAUGCACACCGACAUGGUGCAUGAUGCCCAGUUGGACUUUUACGGCGACCGACUGGCUACGUGCUCCACUGACAAGACCAUCAAGAUCUUCCGAGUCAAGGAAGGGCGGCAUGAGCUUGAACAGACCGUGCAAGGGCACAGUGGACCUGUGUGGCAGGUGGCGUGGGCCAACCCGAAACACGGCAACUACCUCGCGUCAUGCUCAGCAGACAAGACGGUGAUUAUUUGGGAGGAGGUUGAGUCUGGCUGGAUUGCCGCACAUCGUCACACAGACCCAAAGGCCGGAUCAAUGAACACGAUUGCGUGGUCGCCGCAUGAGGAUGCGCUCCAGCUUGCCAUCGGCACCUCCGAGGGCCAGAUCUCGCUGCUGACGCUGACAGACGGGCAGUGGCACUUUUCCGAGGUUGCGCACCACGACGACCCGGCCUUCCUCAACGGCGUCCUCGGCAUCAGCUGGGCCCCGCCCUCCGUCGCCUUUACACAUGCGGACGUGCACGGGGAGUACCGGCUGGUUGCGUGCGGGUGCGACACGGAGGUGAAGAUCUACAAGGGCACGCGGGAGCAGGGACACGAGACCGUCUGGGACGAGGAAGAGCGCCUCCCCGUCGUCCACCAAUCGUGGGUGCGUGAUGUGUCGUGGGCACCACAGAUUGGCCUCGCUGCGGCCACGAUUGCGUCAUGUGGGCAGGACAACGCCGUCUUUGUCUAUUCGAAGGACCACGCGUCUGGCGAAUGGCAUGCGCAGCAGCUCGGCGACACGGCGGAUCUGCCCGUGUGGCGCGUGAGCUGGUCGCUCGCCGGCAACGUCCUCGCCGUGGCGUGCGGCGACAGUACGGGGGUGACCAAGUUGUACAAGCAGAACCUGAACGGGCGGUGGAACUGCAUCAAGACGAUCAAGGAUCCCUCGCCACCGCCAAACUCCACGACACACACGACAGACCAGCCCAACACCAUGCCUGUCUAACAUUGCCCUGCCCUGUUGUUGUUGUUGUUGUUGUUUCCUUUCUGUUGUCCUCCCACAUUGCGUAAAAGCAGCCGCUGUGAG